This is a messenger RNA of Arabidopsis thaliana (thale cress), 2150 nucleotides long. RefSeq names its product ATP synthase 9 mitochondrial. The record is from RefSeq and is marked reviewed. NCBI's taxonomy places the organism in Eukaryota, Viridiplantae, Streptophyta, Magnoliopsida, Brassicales, Brassicaceae. The transcript has a single exon. Gene Ontology annotation, cellular component: mitochondrion. The coding region runs from base 1 to 789 and encodes 262 amino acids.
AUGUAUCUACUUAUCGUAUUUUUGUCCAUGCUCAGUAGUUCCGUAGCAGGUUUUUUCGGACGUUUUCUAGGAUCAGAAAGCGUUUCCCGUUUCAAUCUUAUAAUCUUCUUGAUUCUAUUGGUUUUUUCAAUUUGCCUAUUUAGAUCCUUAAAGCAGUAUUUAGGAAAGAGGAUGACACAAUGGUGCUAUCUAGCCCUUGUUUGUCAAAUCUCCCUCUUUCUCGUUCUUCUACGUAGCCAUAUCUUGGCGGGUUUUGGUAAAUUCUCCGCGGAUGUAUUUACUGUCUUUAUGGGCACAUUUUCAGUUACCGGUUCAUCGGGGGGGAUAGUGAAUCACCAAGACGGGGCCUCGUCUGAGUGGUUCACGUAUACAUCCGAUAUGGUCGAAGAUUCGGCCAGUUCCGGGCGUACCUCCUCGUCGGUCAAUCAACCGAUUCCUGAGGAGCAGGCUUGGGAAAGGGAGGCUCGGGCACAAGAGCACGACCGCAUCUCUGCCGAGGUAGAGACUAUCACGAGCGCCUGCGCGAAUUUGGAGGCGGCCAUGGUACGGAAAGCCCAAAUUCUCUUGCAUCAACGUGGAGUAACUCUCGGGGAUCCAGAGGAUGUCAAGCGUGCUCUCCAGUUGGCUCUACAUGACGACUGGGAGCACGCUAUAGAUGACCGUAAGAGGCAUUUCACUGUGCUCAGGCGCAACUUCGGAACAGCUCGCUGUGAAAGGUGGAAUCCGUUCAUUGAUGAGCUCAGGGGCUUGGGGAACCAUCAGGUGAAUGCCCGGCAUUACGUCGACUGAGGCAUACCGUGCUGGGAUCUUCGACUGGGGUGAAGUCGUAACAAGGUAGCCGUAGGGGAACCUGCGGCUGGAUUGAAUCCUUCUAUAGAAAAGUUGUUAAGCAAAGACUGGAGAGGCCCCCGGUCGAGAUGUAGUAAGUAGGUCUCCAAUACUGGGAGACUGAGGAGAAUGGGAGUUUGUGGGUUGAGGGUGGCAUGCUCCCCAGGGCCCUCUUUUUUUUAGAUAGGUAGGGUAAUGCAUUUCAGUAUGAAUUUGAUCUAGCAGUGUAAACCUGAGAUUUUCAAGAGUUGGCUUCCGCUUAUUUUGAUUAUUAAGCGUAACGAGACUAAAAGAGUCGUGAAGCGAGUCGGAAAGAAAGAGGCGAAUCUACAAGAGUCUGAUUUUUUAUAUGUUAACGGGCGGAGAUUAAGAGGUGGGCAAGUUGGUAGGCUCCGGAGAAUAGAAUGCAAUGGAGGACCUAACGCCUAGUAAGACGGGGAAGGAGUGUUAUGAAAGGGAGGAAGAGGAAAAGCUACUCUUGAGCCUCCUUGCUCAAACCUGCCUUCUUCGGGAACUAAUGGAUGUCUAUUCCGUUCUCCAGCUCCAUCAGUCCACUAGCCAGUACCACUUUCAAGUAAGUCUUCAGUACUAGUGUCAGCGGGCAGGUUUGAAGAUGUCUUUCCUGGUCUAUCUCCAGACUUGGCCAGAGAGUAAAAUAUGCGUUUUCGCACAGUAAGGCACUUUAGACUUUGAUUUCCGCUAAAUCUUCAAGAUAAAAUGUCUUUGCCUCAGCUUCACAUAUGGCUUACCAUCCUCUUCUAGUAAGGAAGUCCUUCCCGCCCUUCCUAACCUUACCCGUAACCACGACUCCCUUUGAUUAUCAUAAGUUAAUAUUCAAAAUGUGGGUCUUUCUCGUCAGGUCUAUGUUCUUGCUUUCAAUUCAAUCUUUCCAAUCGGGUCUAGAAUGACAAUUUAUCCCAGACAAACAAGUCUCCUCUAGCUUAAGGAGUAGUCCAUAGCUAAUAAUCUAUGGUACUAGCUUAUUCCAGUCAUUGAGCACAACUUCCUUUUCUGUUUACAGAGAAUAGGAUAAACCUCUAUUCCAUCCGGGCAAAUAAGAUGCUCGCUCACUCCACUACGCCACUUGCUGUGCAGUCUCCAAUACGCCACUUGCAGUUCCACAGAGUGUUUUUCUAAUCUUCUUGAGUAUAAAGAGGAAUCUAAGGGAAGACACUUCAUUGCGGGAAGCACCACACGCCUGCUUCCUCCUCUAAGCAAGCAAUAGCCAGAGCUCUGAAGCUGAAGUGAGCCAAGCUCAACAAUCUUGAAUGGCUUACUCACUCAAGCAGUAAGGCGACUCCGCGGGCUCAAUCAGAGGUUCC